This is a messenger RNA of Papaver somniferum (opium poppy), 940 nucleotides long. RefSeq lists its product as uncharacterized. The coding region runs from base 46 to 771 and encodes 241 amino acids. The record is from RefSeq and is a predicted model, not a curated record. NCBI's taxonomy places the organism in Eukaryota, Viridiplantae, Streptophyta, Magnoliopsida, Ranunculales, Papaveraceae. The transcript is spliced from 2 exons.
UGGAGGACGAAGAAUAAAGUUGGUGACAAGAAUGACAAGAUUGAAAUGUUGCUUUCGAUCGACCUCCACAAGGAGAAGAUUCGCUUCGUUCAGCUUCCGGCUGAAUGUACUCUGACAGCAGCGAAUGAGCGUCAGUAUUUAGCGGUUGAUCAUCUUCUGGAGUUUAAAGGAUAUCCUUGCAUUGCACGUUCUGAGAGGAUAAUAAUAUCUAACAAUGAUCAUUAUGGCCAUCGUUGUAAUUAUCAGACCGGUGUUUGCUGUUGUUGUUGCAAGGUUCAUAUGUAUGUAUUGAAGGACAAGGAAAAGCAAAUAUGGAUCAGGGAGGAGAAUUUCGAUGUUCAGAUUAAGAGUCAGGAAGGUUUUCUACAAUAUCCCCUCUGUUGGUACUUUGAUGCUUCUGCUGCUACAACUCCUACACGUAUAUUGGCUUUCUCUGAUCAGGUGCUAUUAUAUUGGUUUAAUGGGGAACGUCUUAUAUGCUACAAUUUGCAAGAGAAACAUCUCAAAGUGAUAGAGUGCUCCCGUCCCUAUCCUGGGAUUUUUCAAACUAAGAUGAAUGAACACCUAAACCGUGGUAUUGGUGAUGAUGAUAAUUUUGAUUGCCCGUCCAUGGAUUAUCAGCUGCACGCUCAAGUGGAGAACAUCCUUUCUCUGAAAACCUUCAUUCCUAAAGGAGCUGAAACCAGAAAAUUUGAUUGUGCUGAUGAUUUGCUGGACUCUAUCCGUAACAACCUGCCGGCAGGAUGGCUGUUCACGGGAAGAGAAACAUAAUCAUCAAGCAUGGACAGAUUCAAUUAUUAAAAAUUUGCCACGAUCAGUGAUUUUUCCCGAGUGGUGACAUCUUUCCUGAAUUGCAGAGUAUUGCCGAGUUUUAACUGAAUCCACCAAGACAGAUCCUCAACUUUACAUUUUUAAAGUUUUGUCAGUAAAAAUAUGUGCA